Messenger RNA from Cydia splendana, 908 nucleotides. RefSeq names its product UDP-N-acetylglucosamine transferase subunit ALG13 homolog (gene Alg13). The coding region runs from base 63 to 587 and encodes 174 amino acids. Gene Ontology annotation, molecular function: hexosyltransferase activity. Lineage: Eukaryota; Metazoa; Arthropoda; Insecta; Lepidoptera; Tortricidae. Gene Ontology annotation, biological process: dolichol-linked oligosaccharide biosynthetic process. The transcript has a single exon. The record is from RefSeq and is a predicted model, not a curated record.
GUUUAUUUUUUAGGUUAUAUUGUUGUUUUUAUUUUGCGAUUAUACUAUUUUUGUCCCAUAUAAUGUCAACAAACUACAAAAAAAUAUUCGUCACCGUUGGCACAACACGAUUCGAUACUUUAUGUAAAACCAUCAACAAUGAAUCCACACUCGAAACCUUAAAACGGUUGGGAUGCAAAGAAGUAACCAUGCAGAUCGGUUCUAGCGAUUUAAAAACAGGCGAAUAUGUAAAAUGCGGGAUAAAUCUGCAUUUAUACAAAUACAAAGAUUCCUUAGAAGAGGAUGUAAUGAACGUCGACCUGGUUAUAAGUCACGCAGGGGCAGGAACUUGCUUAGAAGUUUUAGAAGCCAGUAAACCACUUCUAGUGGUCGUCAACGAGGACUUGAUGGAUAACCAUCAACUGGAGCUAGCGGAGCAGCUGCAGGUCGACGGACACUUGUACUAUUGCACGUGUGACACGUUGGAAAGCACUUUGCAAGAAGUAGAUUUUAGUUUACUCAGGCCAUUUCCUAAGCCUGAUGCUUCAUUGUUUGUUAAGUUUCUAGAUGAUGUGUUCAAGGUUACACUACCUUCAAGCCAGAAAUAGUACAUGCAUAUAAAAUAAAACAACAGAGAAAUUACUUGCCCAAAGGAAAUGGAAGUUGUAAUUUGUUGUGACCUCAUGUCCGAGGGACGUGACUCCUAUGGGUCAUUCUUCCUACCACUGCCCUCCAGGCCUCUCGAUCUUCGGCCAUCUGCAUCGUUGCCUGGAGCGAAGCCUGGGUAAUAUUCUGGACCACAUCUGACCAUCUACUGGGUGCAUGCCCUCUACUCCUUCGUCCAUCGACACUCCCAUUAUUUUUUUUUACUGAUACUAAUAUGUGCUAACAUUUACACAGAAAACUGAACACUAGUUUUUUUUUACCUC